UGACAUUCAUGUUCAUGUUAACCUAAAAAAAGUGGAGUUCUAUUACGUGAUUAUUAUUGAAAAUAAAUACGUAUCAUAAUUGAAACCAAUAACAAUUCAUUACUCCUAAGUGCUUGAAUAAAAUAACAAAUGACCACAAUGAAUAUCGCAUGUAGAUUAUCUGCGCUGCCGUAUCAAAAUAUUCGGAAAACUUUUUUUAGAAAACUAAGAAUAUCGGCAUUUAAUUAUGAUUCUGCGGGCACUACACAACCGAAAGUACAAGAAGAGAAGUUUGACUUUGAAGACAUCAAAACGAUAGAACGCACGGAGCGCAGAAACGCAAAAAUAGAACCUUUCAUGAAAAAUGUAUUCGUAUCACAAUUCAACCGCGAAAUGCUCGAAUACCCGGAAAUUCUUAACAAAGAAGAGAACACAGAACUCGAAAGAAGAUUAUCGAUGUUAGAGAAAGCGUUUUCCAAUCCAGAAAGUACAGUGGAUGACAAAAAAAAUGCAAUGAAAGACGCCAACAUGUAUGCGGCUACCGUCAGUUUAACUAACGGAGGUUUGGCGGCGAAUUAUACAGAACUAUUGCGUUAUUUAGAGCUUAUAGGAAACGAUCUUCAAUUGGGACAGCAAAUAAGUGACCAUUGGGUGGGGUUGAAUAUACUUAAACUGGGUUUAAGCUCAGACGAUUAUAUCAACAUUAUUGACGACUUGAAGACAGGAGAUGAUACAAUUACUUUGUGUAUUAAGGAGAGAAUAUCGGAAAGACUCGCUCAAGCUGACUUUAGAUCAACUGCUGAAUUGGAUGAUAAUGGUGUCUGGCACAUAAACGGUGAGAAGAUAUGCACCAACACAUCAGGAUACCUUCUAACGCUAUGUAUUGUUGAGAACAAUAGAAUUAUGGCGUUCCUCGUCCAUCCCGGAGCGGAGGGAGUCAUCUUUAAGGAAAACUUUGUGACAUUUAAUAAUGUGCAUGCAACACCGCUCCAACAAGCCACAGAUAACCUACUAAGCAAUGUGCUCGGCGCGAACCGCUUGCACACGGCAACACUGUGCAGGAUCAGUUUGUUGCAGGCGAUGAAAUCGUGUUUGGACUAUGUGAAACCUAGGUUCUUUAAUGGCAAACCACUGUCCGAGUUAACCACAAUACGGUCAGUGUUAGGGGAUGCGCUCAUACACACAUACGCGUCAGAGAGUAUGGAGUACUUCACCGCUGGCCUGCUGGACGGGUUCCUGGAGCCGGAUGCUGAACUGGAGAUGGCCAUGUGCAGAAACUUCAUAGCACACCACGCGCAGGGCAUACUGCUAAAUCUGCUCGCCAUACCGGGGGUGGAAAAACAGAGAGAAUGUCUACAGCUAUUGGAGAACAUGAGAUCCCUCUCGUUCAGAGGGGAGACUGUGGACGAUGUUAAUCUUUUUAUUGCUCUCCAAGGCAUACACCACGCGGGAAAUUAUAUGGCGACGGAGAUCAAGAAGAUACGGAAUCCAUUCUUCAAUCCGAGUUUUGUUUUUAAGAAAAUACUGGCGAAUAAUUCUCAGGAAUCCGACAAUCCAAAGUUAGAUUUGCACUUGGCUGAACACUUACAUCCGACCCUUAAGCCUGGGUCUGAUAAUUUGGAGUAUUGCGUCAAAAGAAUGAGAUUCGUUUGUGAAACUAUGUUAGCGAGACAUGGUCUAGAAGUGGCUACGGCUUAUACAGAAUUAUCCAGACUGGCAGAAGCGGCAACAGAAAUAUUAGCAAUGACAGCUGUGCUUGGCAGGGCUUCUAGGUCAUAUUGCAUAGGCGUAAGAAAUGCAGAGACAGAAAUGAAGCUAGCGGCAUGUUUCGUGGAAGCGAGCAAAGACAGGACGAGAAAGUUGUUAAAUGACAUCGUAGAUGGGGAAUAUUUAAAUUUAGACCAUUUUAAAGUGCAAUUCGGCAAGAAAAUGGUAGAAACCACGGAUAUUGUGGUAGAAAGACCCACGGCUAGGGUGUUUUGGUAGAUUUUGGUAGUAAAGAGGGGGGGAUAUAAAAAUGGGGGGUUCAAAAUAUUGUAUUUCGAAAGAGAUUUUCAGUUAAAAAUAUAGUUUUUUUUAUUUAUUAGUAAUAAAAGGUUCGAAGCAUAUACUUAGGUAUAUCAUGAUAAAAUACGACAUGUGUCACUC
Colias croceus (clouded yellow) is the source of this 2127-nucleotide messenger RNA. It is a transcript of the gene Egm, whose product is annotated as complex I assembly factor ACAD9, mitochondrial. Gene Ontology annotation, molecular function: flavin adenine dinucleotide binding; acyl-CoA dehydrogenase activity. Lineage: Eukaryota; Metazoa; Arthropoda; Insecta; Lepidoptera; Pieridae. The record is from RefSeq and is a predicted model, not a curated record. The transcript is spliced from 9 exons. Bases 130 to 1965 code for a protein of 611 amino acids.